This is a messenger RNA of Didymodactylos carnosus, 482 nucleotides long. The record is from the annotation of a GenBank genome assembly. Lineage: Eukaryota; Metazoa; Rotifera; Eurotatoria; Philodinida; Philodinidae.
AUGCAGAUAGGGUCCUCCAGUCAAAAAUUCUUUCCGAAUGUCAGCGGAGAAACUCUCAUUUGCGGAUCGAAAUAUGCAACUUUGUAUGAUGACAUUCGUGAUACAAAAUGGCGAGAGUGGGUUCUAAACGAAGAACAAUCGAGACCAAUUAUAAAACGAGCACUUGAAUUGGGAAUUAAUUUUUUUGAUACAGCUGAUGUGGUAGGAGAAUUAAGAGACAUUCGGUAUUCGUUUGGUGUAUGUGAAGAGAUAACUGGACGUGCAUUGAAUGAUUUUGCUAUUCGCGAAGAAAUUGUUGUGGCAACAAAAGUAUUUCGCACCAUGUCCGAUGGACCAAAUCAGAAAGGCUUAAGUCGAAAACAUAUAUUCGAUGCUUGUGACGCGAGUUUAAAACGUUUGAACAUGGAUUACAUUGAUUUAUAUCAAAUUCAUCGUUGGGAUUACGAAACACCGAUUGAAGAAACAAUGGAAGCUCUUCAUGA